AUGGGCAAGUGCAGCGGGCGCUGCACGCUCGUCGCCUUCUGCUGCCUGCAGCUGGUCGCUGCGCUGGAGCGGCAGAUCUUUGACUUCCUGGGCUAUCAAUGGGCUCCUAUCUUAGCCAACUUCCUGCACAUCAUGGCAGUCAUCCUGGGCAUCUUUGGCACCGUGCAGUACCGCUCCCGGUACCUCAUUCUGUAUGCAGCCUGGCUGGUGCUCUGGGUUGGCUGGAAUGCAUUUAUCAUCUGCUUCUACCUAGAGGUUGGACAGCUGUCCCAGGACCGGGACUUCAUCAUGACCUUCAACACAUCCCUGCACCGCUCCUGGUGGAUGGAGAAUGGGCCAGGCUGCCUGGUGACACCUGUCCUGAACUCCCGCUUGGCACUGGAAGACCACCAUGUCAUCUCUGUCACCGGCUGCCUGCUUGACUAUCCCUACAUCGAAGCACUCAGCAGUGCCCUGCAGAUCUUCCUGGCUCUGUUUGGCUUCGUGUUCGCCUGCUACGUGAGCAAAGUGUUCCUGGAGGAGGAGGACAGCUUUGACUUCAUCGGUGGCUUUGACUCCUACGGAUACCAGGCGCCCCAGAAGACGUCGCAUUUACAACUGCAGCCUCUGUACACGUCGGGGUAGCUUCUGUCUCGCGCCCAUCCAGUUGCCACGAGCUUGCUGGCUGGACUGAAGCCCUGGCGCGAGCUCGGGCCGAAAUAGCAGGCGCGCCCCCUGGCGGCUCGCGAACCGACUGCAGCCUGCUCCGGCUGGGUCUGCGGCGGACUUGGACUUGGCCCUUCCAGCCCGACU
Neomonachus schauinslandi (Hawaiian monk seal) is the source of this 792-nucleotide messenger RNA. It is a transcript of the gene NKAIN1, whose product is annotated as sodium/potassium transporting ATPase interacting 1. The record is from RefSeq and is a predicted model, not a curated record. Bases 1 to 624 code for a protein of 207 amino acids. Gene Ontology annotation, biological process: regulation of sodium ion transport. NCBI's taxonomy places the organism in Eukaryota, Metazoa, Chordata, Mammalia, Carnivora, Phocidae. The transcript is spliced from 7 exons.